Messenger RNA from Oncorhynchus masou masou (cherry salmon), 2387 nucleotides. Its product is annotated as TOG array regulator of axonemal microtubules protein 1-like. Gene Ontology annotation, molecular function: microtubule binding. The record is from RefSeq and is a predicted model, not a curated record. Gene Ontology annotation, cellular component: cilium; cytoplasmic microtubule. Lineage: Eukaryota; Metazoa; Chordata; Actinopteri; Salmoniformes; Salmonidae. Gene Ontology annotation, biological process: microtubule cytoskeleton organization. The transcript is spliced from 6 exons. Bases 125 to 1249 code for a protein of 374 amino acids.
GGCCUGCUCCCCCUCCUACCAAGCUCAGGAGCAAACAGCCUCGGCCUAUAAGGUUCCUUAGCCUGCCAAAGGCUGCCACCGGCUCAGGGAGAAGAAGAUCGAGGGCUUGACCUUUCUCCGUGUGAUGGCUCAGAACCACAUGGACAUACUGAUGCCUAAACUCCAUGAUAUCUGCCUUGCCAUUAUAAAUGAGGUGAAGAACCUGCGCUCUGCAGUGUCCUGUGCUGCCAUGGCCACACUGGGUGACAUGUACGUUCACCUCCAGAGGGCCAUGGACAGUGAGGUGGAGGGGACGGCACGCGUGCUGCUGCACAAAGCCAGCGAGGCCAACACCUUCAUCCGGCAGGGCGCCAACUUUGCCCUGGGCCACAUGGUGCAGAGCUGCACCCCUACACGUGUCAUGAAUGCCCUGCUGGUCGGUGGGCUGAGCCACCGUAACGCUGCGGUGAGGAGCUGCACUGCUCAACACCUGGAGAGACUGGCUGAGGUCAUGGGGACGGCUCGUCUCCUGUCGGGGAAGAAAGACCUCACUGACCGUUUCUUGAUUGCCGUCAGUAAACUGUCUGUGGACCCGGCACAGGAAGUCAGGCAUCAUGGUCGCAAUAUCUUGAGCAACAUGGCCACCAAUGGUGACUUUCCUAAAAUGUGGGACAAAUUCGCUCCGAGGAAAGAGAGAGAAUCCUUGAGGGAGGUCAUCUCAAAGGUUAACCUCAAAGAAAGGUUGUGCCGUGGUGGAGAUCUUUGUGGGCUAUACUCGGCCUUGUCUCAGGAUGGUAAGUUGGUGGUUGAAGAUAUCCCUCUAGUGGUGUGGGGGCUGUGCUUUGGCAAAGUGGGUAGGGUUAUAUUCUGCCUGUUUGGCCCUGUCCGGGGGUAUCGUUGGAUGGGGCCACAGUGUCUCCCGACCUCUACUGAGUCAGUCUCCAGUAUUUAUGUUGCAGUAGUUUAUGUGUCGGGGGGCUAUGGUUUGUCUGUUAUAUCUGGAGUAUUUCUCCUGUCUUAUCCGGUGUCCUGUGUGAAUUUAAGUAUGCUCUCUCCAAUUCUCUCUUUCUUUCUCUCUUUCUUUCUUUCUCUAUCUCGGGCAACUGAGCGCUCCUUGCUGUCCACAGUCCACCUGGCUGUGCUGCUGCUCCAGUUUCAACUGUUCUGCCUGUGGCUAUGGAACACUGACCUGUUCACUGGACGUGCUCCCUCUCCCAGACCUGCUGUUUUCAACUCUCUAGAGACAGCAGGAGCGGUAGAGAUACUCUGAAUGAUCGGCUAUGAAAAGCCAACUGACAUUUACUCCUGAGAUGCUGACCUGUUGCACCCUCGACAACCACUGUGAUUAUUAUUAUUUGACCCUGCUGGUCAUCUAUGAACAUUUGAACAUCGUGGCCAUGUUUUGUUAUAAUCUCCACCCGGCACAGCCAGAAGAGGACUAGCCACUCCUCAUAGCCUGGUUCCUCUCUAGGUUCUGGCCUUUCUAGGGAGUUUUUCCUAGCCACCGUGCUUCUACACCUGCAUUGCUUGCUGUCAGGAGGAAUGGGUCAAAAUUCACCCAACUUAUUGCGUGAAGCUUGUGGAAGGCUACCCGAAAUGUUUGACCCAAGUUAAACAAUUUAAAGGCAAUGCUACCAAAUACUAAUUGAGUGUAUGUAAACUUCUGACCCACUGGGAAUGUGAUGAAAGAAAUAAAGCUGAAAUAAAUAAUUCUCUCUACUAUUAUUCUGACAUUUCACAUUCUUAAAAUAAAGUGGUGAUCCUACAUGACCUAAAACAGGGAAUUUUACUAAGAUUAAAUUUCAGGAAUUGUGAAAAGGAAUUGUGAGUUUAAAUGUAUUUGGCUAAGGUGUAUGUAAACUUUAGACUUCAACUGUAGGAAACAAUGGUACGACCUCAGAGUUCCACAAGCAAUUUUUUGUUGUUGUUUACGUUACAACGUGGGCAUGUCUCAUUGCCAACAAUAGUGAAGCAGGCAUUGUGACGUAGAACAAUGGGCUGGGAAUAGAACUUUCGUAAAGCGAGUUGGUGCCACUGUGCUCAAUAGAACUAAUAGGAGCUGGCAGGGUGAAAAAUGCUCUAAAAUAAGGCCUGUUUUUUUUUGCCUAUUUCAAAAAUAUGGCAAGAAGCUGGGAUAUGGUAAUAUUAUGAAACUGGGCUCCACGGCGGAUGCAAUGAACUAGUUUUUUUAUCAGAAAAAAGCAUUGUUAAAAUUGUCAUGAGUCCAGCCUAACUGGAUCAUCUAGGCUAGUCACUUCUCAGGGAAAGGAUGCUCUUCAGUCGGCCUCUUGUCCACGACGUGAUAGGACCACUCAUAGGGUCGGUUUGGUGGUGUCUUCAAGUUCAAUGCUUUGAGCCAAAGCCGAAGAGACUCCUCAUCCAUAGGAGGUGGGUGCAAAUCAAAAGGU